Molecule: messenger RNA, 516 nt
Organism: Botrytis byssoidea
Lineage: Eukaryota; Fungi; Ascomycota; Leotiomycetes; Helotiales; Sclerotiniaceae
Exons: 3
Coding region: 1-516 (171 amino acids)
Source: RefSeq, a predicted model, not a curated record
AUGCUGCAGAUGACAGUUCUUUUCUUGGAUACAUUACAAGAUGUUCUGUGGGGUAUCAGUUACGACCUUCGCCGCAGUGUCCAGGUCCUUAAUUUCAAACUUGAUGACAGGAACCUGGCUAUCGGCAUUUGGGACUUUGGCCACGGCCAUGUCGCAUUGUUAACUCAAAUACUAUAUGCUAUAAAGUGGUCUGAAAAGUUCAAGACUUUCAAGAAAUUCCAAAUAGUAGGGUCUUCAAAGAUCACGAAUUGUGUUUGUUGGCACGGGUGGCUGGCUGUUGACCAGCAGGUUUGGGCGGAGGAUGCCAAUGGACCGCACCAACACGUUCGUGAGAGACGAAUCAGCUCAGCAUCUCCUUUGGAUCCGUUUGUUGCUAACGGUCAUCAAAUUUCGAGGUCUAAUGUUACUGCUUCAGGAAGGCUCAUGGAUCCCGUUCGAUACAUUAUGAACAGACCAUAUCAUUUUUCUCGAAGGAAUUCAAGCCUUGUGUGUACUGAUUGGGGUGGCUUGGCAUAG